AUGUCGCGCACCAAGUCGAGGGUUUUCUCUUUUCCUCCUCGGAAUGUGUCGCUGAAGUCAUGUGGCCUGGGCCGCGGGGGAUGGACGCGGGGACUGGCAGAGGCCCCCGGGCUCCGUCACCCCGGUCACGCGGAGUCGCUGAACUCGUUCGAGCAGCUGUGCAUCAACUACACCAACGAGAAGCUGCAGCAGCUCUUCAACCACACCAUGUUCAUCCUGGAGCAGGAGGAGUACCAGCGCGAGGGCAUCGAGUGGAGCUUCAUCGACUUCGGCCUCGACCUGCAGCCCUGCAUCGACCUCAUCGAGAGACCCGCGAACCCCCCCGGCGUGCUGGCCCUUUUGGACGAAGAGUGCUGGUUCCCGAAGGCCACGGACAAAACCUUUGUGGAGAAACUAGUUCAGGAGCAAGGCUCUCACUCCAAGUUCCAGAAGCCCCGGCAGCUGAAAGACAAAGCUGACUUCUGCAUUAUACAUUACGCGGGCAAGGUGGACUACAAGGCCGACGAGUGGCUGAUGAAGAACAUGGACCCCCUGAACGACAACGUGGCCACCCUCCUGCACCAGUCCUCGGACAGAUUCGUGGCAGAGCUUUGGAAGGACGGUAAGAACGCGCUCACGUUUGCAGUGACGCUUGACCGGAAGCUUUUCCAGUUGAGACUUCUAGAUGGUUCGUCUACGUAGAUCUGUGUCCAGAGAUUUUACUGUAAAAGUCGCUCUCCCUAGAGCAGGGCUGCCGCUAGACCGAAGUUACCCACGCUGGUGCCCACCCCUGGGCACCAGGACAUCUGCCCUCUUGGUCAGAUGCCAUGAGAGGUGUGGAUCAUUCUAGGGCCCAGUUGGGCUGUAGUCCCGGGCCACCGGAUACAAGACCAGAGAAGCCCCGCACGCGCUCUCUGUGUCCCACAGCUCAGCUGAGCUGCGUCUGCUCCAGGGGCGGCCCUCCACUCACACACAGUGGCCGCUGAGUAAAUUCGAGAACCUGCACAGAGAUCAGUUUUUCUUUCCAUCAGUCGCCACAGUUGUUUUGCUUACGUGAGCCUCAGGUACAGAGUUUGGCUGUCCGGUUGCAGACUAGAAGGUUGUAUUAGGACCAGCAGAACCACAUCCGUGAGUCUGUGCACAGUGGGAGGCGGUGUCUUCCGG
Molecule: messenger RNA, 1143 nt
Organism: Leptonychotes weddellii (Weddell seal)
Lineage: Eukaryota; Metazoa; Chordata; Mammalia; Carnivora; Phocidae
Source: RefSeq, a predicted model, not a curated record